CAAAUGCGCUCGUCCCACUUCUCCUGUCUCUCCCAUCUCUUGGAUGGUGGUAGGUAAGAUUGCUGUACACCCACCCUAUUCACAGUUCGGAUUUUUGCUGACCUCCUGACGCAUCCAUCGCCACAACACAGUACACUCGCAACUUCAGAGCUGGCGGGACCCUUGGACCUUAGGGACCUCGAAUUGGAUGGGACGCGCAAAUUGCGCAGAUUGCGCAGAAGGCACGCAGAGCGCGAAAAGCGCGAGCUGCGCGGAUGGAGCGAGGGGGGCGGAUGGAGCGCGGUGCGCGCGGUAGGCGCGGUAGGCGCGGUAGGUGCGGUAGGUGCGGUAGGUGCGGUAGGCGCGGUAGGCGCGGUAAGCGCGAGAUGUGCGAGAUGCGCGAGACGCGCGAGACGCGCGAGAUGCGCAGAAGGAGUGAAUGGCCCAGGUUUGCGCAGGGCUCGUACAACCCUGGAAAACGAGCGGCCCGCCGGCCGCGCUGGCAAGCGCUGGCAAGAAGCGCAGCUUAUUCCCGACUAACGUGCUCCACAAAGUCUACACAAGAAAGUCGGCACCAAUAUCGGAAGACAGCCGCUCGAGCUGACUAGUGACAAUAUUUGAGACCGUCUCCUGGGAUGGUGGCAGGUAAGAGUGUCGGGA
Schizophyllum commune H4-8 is the source of this 639-nucleotide messenger RNA. RefSeq lists its product as uncharacterized. The transcript has a single exon. Lineage: Eukaryota; Fungi; Basidiomycota; Agaricomycetes; Agaricales; Schizophyllaceae. The record is from RefSeq and is a predicted model, not a curated record. Bases 255 to 587 code for a protein of 110 amino acids.